Messenger RNA from Sphaerodactylus townsendi, 4400 nucleotides. RefSeq names its product N-acetyllactosaminide alpha-1,3-galactosyltransferase-like. Gene Ontology annotation, molecular function: hexosyltransferase activity. Gene Ontology annotation, cellular component: Golgi apparatus; membrane; vesicle. Gene Ontology annotation, biological process: carbohydrate metabolic process. Lineage: Eukaryota; Metazoa; Chordata; Lepidosauria; Squamata; Sphaerodactylidae. The coding region runs from base 1 to 2055 and encodes 684 amino acids. The record is from RefSeq and is a predicted model, not a curated record. The transcript has 12 exons.
AUGGAAUUAGGGCACACAUUCAACUUGCUCCAGAGGGAAGGCGUCAACAUCAGGAUGCCAGUCAACAGCACAGGUGAGAAAGAAUAUUCUGUGGAGGACCAUGGAAUGCCAGUUUUGUUUGAGAUGAAGGUUCCCACAAGACCUACAGACAGGAAUGAUCAUAAAGCACUCAGGGAGAAGGUGCAGAGACAGGGCAGUGGGCAGCCCGGAAGCAUUUUGUUUGGUGGAAAGGGUGAAACGGGGGAGUCAAGAGCAGUGGAAGCUUGGCAGCUUGGAAGCUUGGCAGGCAAACUUCAGAGAAGACCUGGGGCCAAGGAAGGCAGUUUGGGAAAGUGCAGAAAGCCCGGAAACCACACAGCACCCAAGUGCAGGAAAAGAUGCCACAAAAAGAUCACCAAAAUAAUGGAGGAGUUAGAACAUUUCACCUACGAGGAAAGAAUUUCAGGACUUGCUGUGACUAAAAGGGGAGGGCAGGAUGGACAGCUCAGCCAACCAUGUUUAGCCGAGGUCAGGAGGGCUGAAAUUCAGAACCAUGCUGGUGUGGCUUUUUGUACCAGCAGGUCUCAGAAGGAGCAGCAGUUUCCACAUCAGGCCCUGUGGAGCUGCAUAAGACCUGGUUGCCCAGCUGCUUUCUCAUCCCAAUUUCCCCUGGAGGGAAACAGAACCAUAAAUACAGGGGGAGAAGUGGAAACUGAGAAGAGAGUACAGCUGCAGCUAUUGCAGGACCACCCGAAAACUGACUGCGCCCAUUUAAGUGUGAAAGACAGAGGAAAUUUCAUUCAAGCUUAUGUUGGAAUAGUUCAGCAUGCUGGGUGCAGAGGAAUCCCCCUCGGAAACAAGAGAAAAGGGCUUAAUUUUGACAGAAAGCGCUGGAACAGUUUGCUUUCAUUACAAUCCUGCCUAGUUCAGCAGAACACCAAGCCGUGCAGGUUAACAUAUUUUCUGUUUUCCUGCUCAGAGAAGUCAAGUCCAGCCGCACGGACGAUGCACUCCAAAGGAAAGACCGUUGUGUUAUGGAUCUUCUAUCUUGCUCUCUUCUCAACUAUAGUAAUGGUUUAUUUGAACUGGGAUGGAGCACUGAUGUGGAUAUACAACAACAAGAGCCUAAAGAUCACUCAGCUGAAAAAUGAAACAGAGCACUGGCUGUUCCACUGGUUUAAGCCCAGGAUUGGAUAUGCUAAUCAAGACAUAAAGACAAUACCUUCAAUCCAGUGGUUCGAUCCAACCAGUCGCACGGAUGUGCAAACACUGACCUCUUGGUCAGCCCCCAUCAUCUGGGAGGGAACCUUCAAGAGAUCAGUCUUAGAGGAUUAUUACAAGGAGCACAAAAUCACAGUUGGCUUGACAGUUUUUGCUAUUGGGAAGUACCUAGACAAAUAUUUGAAGAACUUCCUAACCUCAGCAAACACCUAUUUCAUGCCUGGCCACAAUGUUAUCUUCUACAUUGUGGUGGACAAUCUCUCAGGAGUUCCAUUGAUCGAGCUGGGCCCCCUUCGGACACUGAAGGUCUUCCAGGUACAAAAGGAGAGCCGGUGGCAGGACAUCAGCAUGAUGCGAAUGAAAACCAUCGGAGACCUCAUUGAAAGCCACAUCCGCCGUGAAGUGGAUUUCCUCUUCUGUAUGGAUGUCGACCAGGUCUUUGAGAGCAACUAUGGUGUAGAGACCCUGGAUGAGUCAGUAGCUCAACUUCAAGCUUGGUUUUAUCAGGCAAGCAAAGAAUCUUUCACUUAUGAGAGAAACCCUGAGUCAGCCGCAUACAUCCCUUAUGAGGAGGGGGAUUUCUAUUAUCAUGCAGCGGUGUUUGGUGGCACCCCACAGCAUGUUUAUAACCUUACCAGGGAAUGCUAUGAAGGCAUCAUGUAUGACAAACAGCAUAACUUGGAAGCCAUUUGGCAUGACGAAAGCCACUUAAACAAGUACUACCUCCGGAACAGGCCCAGCAAGGUGUUAUCUCCAGAAUACUGCUGGGAUUAUAAAAUUAGCGACUCCCAUAAUAUUAGGAAUAUAAAGUUAUCCUGGAUGCCCAAAGAGUAUGAAGAAGUCAGAAAUAACUAACCAUCAACAUUCCUGAAAGCAAACUGUGUCAGCUGGUCGCUCUGAGCACAGAAAGUGUUCCUCUGGCCGUCUGACAAAAAGAGAAAAAGAACAUUUGCCAAAGUGUUUUAAUUCAGUAAACUGGGAAGUUCCCCAUCCUCCUCCCAACAACUGUUGCCUUUUGUUUUAAAAGCUAGCGGGCACCAAAAGAGAAGUUACGAAUCAAAUAGCACACUGAGAAAAUCUACUGGUGUGCUUCCAAGCUUUGAGAGAUAUUUUUGAAAACUUUGGAAAUAUUAGGACCUGCUUACUGUUUUGUGAUGACAUCAGAGUGAUCAGCGUCAGGAUGGGGCAGUGAAAUUUUCUGUCCAUAUGAAAGGUAACAAAAGAGACAGAGGAGAGACACAAUGGCGUACCUUCAAAAAAAGGCAUCCAGGACAAAUUCUGAAAUUGCGCAGCCCCCCAGCCAUAAAAAUGUCAAGGGGCUGAAGAGCUGUGUUUGUCAGCAAGGACUGGCCUGCAAGGGAAGGCAGGGGGACAACGACACUGCCUCGGCUGUCCCAUUUGGGGCACCUGGAAAGGUGGUGGAGGGACAGAUCUGGAGGAGGAGUUCCUGCGCAAGGCAUGAGCUCUUGCCACAGGCUUCACCCCAGCCAGGGUGUGCCACUGCUAUCUGGACACUGCAACGUCCACAUCAGCCCUGAUCAUGAGUAAUGCGGGCAGGGAGUUGUUGGGGGGUUGGGAAAGCUUCCCAGGAUGGCCAGAGUGUAGUAGAGUUUUUAUCCAGCCAGCAAAGUUCGCAAGCACACAGGCAGGUCUGUGGAGUCCCAACAGUUUCCACUAGCAAGCUCCAGCACAGUCCCGGAUGCUGCCCAAGGGGCUAGCCAGACCAGGAGUCCUGAAGCCAGGCAUGGCCCCUUAUCUCUCCGGUUCAUAGGCUGCCUGCAGCAGUAGUGCAUUGUACCACUGAGCUGCCAUCUCAUGGUCAGCAUGGGACCAGGUGGAGCCAUUGGGGGUGCUUCUGGGGCGCGGUGCCAUCUGCCCAGGCAGCUCCGGCUCUCACAGCGGCCCCACAAUUGGGCUAUAAUUGCUCUGCAGAGGUAGGGUGCUGACAGCACAAUAAGGCCAAAGAGAACCAAAUUUAAAUGUCAUAACUGAUUAUACAGGGACUUUCAGUGAAUUCAAACUUCCCAGAUUCUCACUGAAAAUAAAAACUCAGCACUACAUCUGGAAAACCUGAAAUAAUCAGAAAAAAGAAGGGUGAGUGGAUUAGGUCAGGACUAGAGGCAAAUACAGACCCAAAGUUUAAGCCAGAUGCCCGAGAUAUACCGCUGCAUUUAAAGGCUGUAUCUUGGAGGGCUGCUGGCAAAAACUCCACCCCAGGCAGUCUGAAGAGGAGACACAUCUGAUCAACAGAUGGACAGCUGGCUAUUUGGCAUUUAUAAGAGGCUUGCCUGGUUUAGUUCUGUUUAUUUACAGUCAUUUGAUCAGCAGACUGAAGAACAAAAGAAGAAACAAAGAGGCAAUGCUGAGACGUGCUACCUACUGUUUGCUGGACUAAGACUGCAGACCCCUAUUUCUUUCCAUACAAAAAGAGGUCUGAAUAGCAGUUCUGCAUUCUAGAAUCCAAAUGUAUGAGAUUGCCAGCCUCUAGUGGGGGGCACCACAAGUUUCCCCAGAAUUACAGCUGAUCACUGGACUACAGAAAUCAAUUUCCCUGGAGAAAAUGUCAGCUUUGGAGGGUGGACUCUCUGCUGAGCUCUCUUCCCUCCCCAGAUUCCACCCUCCUCAGGCUCUGCUCCCAGAUCUCCGGGAAUUUUCCAACCCGGGUUGGCAAUCCUGUCCAUCCACUGUGGGCAAAACAAGAAGAGUCUUAUGGCACCUUAAAUACUAAUAUCUAUGCUAAGGAGAAGAGCAAGGAUCUAUUUUGUCCGAUAUAUGAAGCGCCUCAGAUGGCAGAAAUAUAUUCACACAUGGAUACAGAUGGAAGAGAGGGGGAGGUUUUGAGGUCAGAAAAUCCUGAAUUCCAAGAGAUGGGUGUGCCACAUUUCACUGCAGAGCACAGAUGAAAAUAGGAGUCAGAGAUCCAACUAGAAUGGGUGGGGAAUGGACCAUUCCCAAGAACAGUUUCUUUCUGUGGUGGCCAGGAUCCAAACUUGCCUGUGAACUUUUUCCUCCUUCAAGUGUGGGGCCAAAAAUCUAAAAACAAACAAACAGUCCCUGAGGGUCAUCUCUUUAUGGCCACAGAAAGAAGGAAAACAGAAUCAAAUAGUUGGAAGAGACCACAAGGGCCAUCAAGUCCAACCCUCUGCAAUGCAGGAAGACAAUCAAAGCACUCCUGACAGAUGGCCAUCCUCUGUUUAAAA